AUUGGACCUAAAGGGGGCCGGUUGUGGGUAGUGGGCAACCACUUUCUUCCAAACAAAGAGUAGGUAGCGGAGGAGAAAUAAGAUUAGAGAGCGGCCGGAGAAAUGGGGGCUCCAUCCGCCGCCGCAAUGCAUGUGAAAUCGGAGUCGGAGGUGACGAGCGUGGACGCCUACUCGCCGCCGCGAUCCCCCAGGCGAACGCUGUACUACGUUCAAAGCCCAUCUCAUGACCCGGAGAAAAUGUCGUGCGGGUCCAGCCCCUGCGGGUCCCCGACCCGUCAGUUCCAGUACCACUGUUCCCCCAUCCACCACUCCAGGGAAUCCUCCACUUCCAGAUUCUCUGCCUACCUCAACCACAAGACCGCCGGCAGGAAUGUGAAUCCGCCGCAGCCGUGGAGACGCCUGUCGCCGCCCUCAGAUCCCGACGACGGGGGCCGGCUCCGCUCCCCCGUCAAGUUCUACUUCCUCUGCUUUCUCUUCUCAUUCCUCGUCCUCUUCUCGAUUUUCUCCAUCAUUCUCUGGGCCGCCAGCACACCUUACAAGCCCAAUGUGUUCGUCAAGAGCAUAAGAAUAGAGGAGUUUAAAGUUCAAGCGGGAAUGGACGGGAGCGGGGUGCAAACGGAGAUGGUGAGUUUGAAUUCAACGGUGAAGAUGUUAUAUGGCAAUCCGGCCACCUUCUUCGGCGUCCACGUCACCUCCACCCCUUUCCAGCUUUCCUACUACACCCUUAACAUCGCCACCGGUCAUAUGAAGAAGUUUUAUAUGGCGAGGAAGAGUAAGCGGGUAAUGGUGACGGUGGUUGAGGGGCACCAGAUUCCUGUUUAUGGGGCGGUGCCAAUCCUUGACGGCGGCGGCACGGUGUCUUUGCCCCUCAAUCUCACAUUCGUCGUGCGCUCACGGGCCUACAUUCUGGGCCGGCUGGUCAAGUCCAAAUUCUACACCCACAUUUUAUGCCAAGUUGCUCUCAGCGGGAAUCAUGUUGGCAAGCCCAUUAACCUCGCUACUCCCGGAUCUUGUACUUAUUAUCAUUGAAUCAAUUAUUAUUACUCUACGGACUAAUAUUCUAUUUUGGCCUACUAAAUUUAUUCUGUUUAU
Cuscuta campestris is the source of this 1092-nucleotide messenger RNA. NCBI's taxonomy places the organism in Eukaryota, Viridiplantae, Streptophyta, Magnoliopsida, Solanales, Convolvulaceae. The record is from the annotation of a GenBank genome assembly.